AAAUCCCCAGCAGGACUCUGCCAAACAGUAUCUCUGCCCGCCGCCGUCGGAUUAAAGCCCCGGAAUCACAGUGGACCGGCGCUCUCUUCCGGUGUUUCCCCUCCCCUCAGUGUUCAGUCCCACUAUCUGUCACCCAGAUUGUGAGCAGCCAUGACGAAGUCGUACGAGUUCAACUGGCAGAAGCAUCUGCCUGAGUUCAUGCAAGAAGGAGCCUCCUUCGACCGGUUUGAUGAGGACCCAUACCUCUUUGAGCCCAACUGUCAGAUGAAGGUGGAUGAAUAUGGCUUCUUCAUCUCGUGGAAGAGUGAGGGAAAGGAGGGCCAGGUUCUUGAAUGUUGUCUUAUCAACAGCAUUCGUGUCGGUGCGGUCCCUAAGGACCCAAAGAUCUUGUCCUCUUUCGAGGCCAUUGGAAAGACGGAGGCAGACUUGGAGGGAUGCAUCAUCUGCAUCUGCAGUGGCACUGAUCUGGUGAACCUCAGCUUCAUGUUCAUGGUGGCAGAGAGCUCCGACACAGCCAGGAAAUGGAUAGAAGGAUUGAGGUCGGUGAUCCACAACUUCAAGGCCAACAACGUGUGUCCGAUGACAUGCCUCAAGAAACAUUGGAUGAGGACGUGUUUCCUGACCAACGUAAACGGGAAGAUUCCUGUUAGAGGUAUUACAAGAACAUUUGCAUCAGGGAAGACAGAGAAGGGGAUCUUUCAGGCUCUGAAGGAUCUGGGUCUCCCCAGUGGGAAGAAUGAUGAGAUUGAGCACUCAGACUUCACCUUUGACAUUUUCUACGCGCUGACCCAGAAGAUCUGCCCUCGCACGGAUAUAGAGGAGCUCUUUAAGAAAAUCAAUGGGAGCAAAACAGAUUAUUUAACUGUAGACCAGUUAGUCAGCUUUCUGAAUGAAAACCAACGGGACCCGAGGUUAAAUGAGAUUCUGUUUCCAUUUUACGACCCCAAAAGAGCCAUGCAGAUCAUCGAGAAAUACGAAAGGGACGAGGAGCUGAAGAAGAAAGGCCAGAUGUCGAGCGACGGUUUCUGUCGGUACCUAAUGUCAGAUGAAAAUGCUCCGGUGUUCCUGGACAGACUAGAGCUGUACCAAGACAUGGAUCAGCCUUUGGCUCAUUACUUUAUCAGCUCCUCCCACAAUACAUACCUGACAGGAAGGCAGUUUGGAGGGAAGUCAUCAGUGGAAAUGUACCGCCAAGUCCUGCUGUCUGGAUGCAGAUGUGUGGAGCUGGACUGCUGGGAUGGCAAAGGGGAGGACCAGGAACCCAUCAUUACUCAUGGCAAGGCCAUGUGCACAGACAUCCUGUUCAAGGAUGUCAUCCAAGCGAUCAGGGAGACGGCAUUUGUCACAUCAGAUUAUCCGGUUAUUUUGUCCUUUGAAAACCAUUGCAGUAAACUACAGCAGUAUAAGAUGGCCAAGUACUGUGAGGAGACCUUUGGAGACCUCCUUCUCAGACAGCCUCUGGAGAACUACCCGAUGGAUGCCGGGCACCCCUUACCCUCUCCAAAUGACCUGAAGAGAAAAAUCCUCAUCAAGAAUAAACGAUUAAAACCAGAAGUUGAGCAAAGGCAGCUUGAGGCUUUAAAAAAGCACAUGGAGGCGGGCGAGACCAACACUCCGGCCAUCAUAAUGGGAGAGGAGAAUGAGGACGAAGCAGAGAAUGGGGAAAAAGAGGCUGAGGAUAAGGAUUUGAAUUCAGAGGCUCCCAACAGUGUGUCAGAAGCCACCAGUGAAAAAGAGACAAACAGUGUUUCGCAGAGUAACGCCCUCAGCUCUGGAAAAGAGGAAGAGCGCAGCAACAGCAUCAAAAAGGUACCUGAUGACGAGGUAACAGAGAUCUCUGAAGCAACAGACGCCACAGAUAUCUCUGAAGCAUCUGACCAGGACAAUAACAAGAAGGGUGGGGAGGUGCCAGAGGACUCUGAGGAGGCUCUAAUAGCUCAAUAUAAAUAUGAGUCAGCCACCACAAACAUUCAUCCGUAUCUCUCAGCCAUGGUCAACUAUGCUCAGCCGGUUAAAUUUCAGGGUUUUGAUGUUGCAGAAGAGAGGAAUAUCCACCACAACAUGUCAUCUUUUAAUGAGUCGGUUGGCCUGGGCUAUCUGAAGACCAAUGCCAUCGAGUUUGUCAACUACAACAAGCGUCAGAUGAGCCGUAUCUACCCCAAAGGAGGCAGGGUGGACUCCAGUAAUUACAUGCCUCAGAUCUUCUGGAACGCAGGCUGCCAGAUGGUCUCCCUCAACUUCCAGACCCCAGACCUGGCCAUGCAGUUGAACCAAGGGAAGUUUGAGUACAACGGCUGUUGCGGGUACCUGCUGAAGCCAGACUUCAUGCGUCGCUCAGACAGGACGUUUGACCCUUUCUCAGAGACGCCGGUGGAUGGCGUCAUUGCGGCAACCUGCAGCGUUCAGGUGUUUUCCGGACAGUUUCUGUCUGACAAAAAAAUCGGCACAUAUGUUGAGGUUGACAUGUACGGGUUGCCGACGGAUACCAUCCGGAAAGAGUUUCGCACGCGCAUGGUGAUGAACAACGGACUGAAUCCAGCCUACAACGAAGAGCCCUUUGUUUUCAGGAAGGUAAUCUUACCAGAUCUGGCAGUGCUGCGCAUCGCGGUCUACGACGACAACAACAAGCUGAUUGGGCAGCGCAUCCUGCCUCUGGACGGCCUGCAGGCUGGCUACCGCCACAUCUCCCUGAGGAACGAAGGCAACAACCCUCUGUCGUUGCCGACCAUCUUCUGCCAAAUCAUCCUCAAGACGUACGUGCCCGACGGCUUUGGAGCAAUUGUGGAUGCUCUAUCGGAUCCAAAGAAGUUUUUGACCAUAGCGGAGAAGAGAGCCGACCAGAUGAAGGCCCUGGGGAUUGACACGAAUGACAUAGCUGAUGUUCCCAAUGGAAGCUCAAAGAAUGACAAGAAGGGAAAAGGAAAAGGAGACACAGGGAAAUCCAGUGUGACCCAGCAGUCCAGCUCAGAUAUGGCUCAGACCUCCAACUCUACUCAAAACAAUACAAAUGAGAACAAGAAGGAUGCUGCACUUGUGCCUAACGUGAGCAUUGAUGAAUUGAAGCAAAUGAAGAGCUACCUAAAGCUGAUUAAAAAGCAGCAGAAGGAGCUCAACGCUUUAAAGAAGAAACACUCAAAGGAUCAAAAUGCAAUGCAGAAAGCCCAUUGCUCUCAGGUGGAUAAGAUGGUGUCGCUCCACGAAAAGGAAAAGACUAAUCUGGAGAAACUGUUAGAGAAAGCCAUCAAGAAGCGAGGGGAGAACAACUGCCAAGAGCUGAAGAAGGAGACAGAAGAUAAGAUCCAAACUCUUGCCACAGACCAUAAAGCAAAGGUUAAAGACAUCACAGCACAACACACCAAGGAGUGGUCAGAGCUGAUCAGUAGUCACAGCAGCGAAGAGCGGCUGGUGAAGGACGGCCAUGUUACGCAGCAGUGUGAGCACCUCAAGAAGCUCCUCACCAGCGUCCAGGAGCAGCAGACCGUGCAGCUCAAACUCAUCCAUGAAAGGCAAAGCAAAGAGAUGCGUGCCAACCAGGCCAAGAUGUCGAUGGAGAACAGUAAAGCCAUCUGCCAAGACAAGAGCAUCAAAAAUAAGGCCGAGCGAGAGAGGAGAGUGCGCGAGUUAAACAGCAGCAACACCAAGAAGUUUUUGGAUGAGAGGAAGAGGCUGGCCAUGAAGCAUCAGAAGGAGAUGGAGCAGCUGGAGAAAAAUCAGAGAGAGCAGCUGGAUAAGCUGGAGAGGCACAACGAGCAGCUUUUGAAAUCACACCAUGCAAACAAUCAGGUCCAAGGCCAAGGACAUACAGCAGAUGGUGAAGCUGGAGGAGGAGAUGGACCGCCGACCUGCCACGGUGGUCUGAGCGACUGACCGAGUCGCGAACCCACCCACCCACACAUGUACAAUGAAACACACUCCAUACUCUUUCCCACAGCGGUGCAGAACAGCCCCCCCCCCCUCCCCCUCCCCUGCAGGACAUCCUCUACAGUGCAGAGAACAACAUCCUCCCCAGACACUCUAAUAUUAACCCCAAUCUUCACUCCAACCCGUGGAAGCUGCGUCCUCCGUUCGCUCCAGCCACGCCUCGUGUCAUCGGCACCUUUAUCCCGCCAAUCAACAUUGUACCACUGAGCCAUUGCUGCUUAUCACUGUAAGACCGGGGGCGCAACCACUUUUAUCGGGACAGGGAAUGUUACCUCGCAGGUGAAGCGACGCAGAAACGGACGCCCGUCCUCCCCCGCCGUACGUAGAUCCCGUCAGCUGUCGGUAGAAUCAAGCACACGCAUGCUUCUCACACGGCAGGUAACUUAUUCUUGUGGAUUUUCUUCUUCUUUUUUCUUUUUUUUUUUCUAAAUGACACCC
Molecule: messenger RNA, 4359 nt
Organism: Fundulus heteroclitus (mummichog)
Lineage: Eukaryota; Metazoa; Chordata; Actinopteri; Cyprinodontiformes; Fundulidae
Product: 1-phosphatidylinositol 4,5-bisphosphate phosphodiesterase beta-4
Exons: 39
Coding region: 151-3867 (1238 amino acids)
Biological process (GO): lipid metabolic process; phosphatidylinositol-mediated signaling
Molecular function (GO): calcium ion binding; phosphatidylinositol-4,5-bisphosphate phospholipase C activity
Source: RefSeq, a predicted model, not a curated record